AUGCAGCGUCAUAGGAAAAAAGAUCGCACGGAACGUGCGCCGCCAACUAUACAGAAGUAUCUUCAUAAUUCUGCUGGUUCACCCAUCAGCAGUAGUACUCCAGUCCCCGCUACCAACGAAAAUUUGUACCAGUCAUGCGUAGGCGGCAAUACAGGCAAGACCGGAUUGGUUUGUUGUCGGAAAGACGAUUUGAUGUUUCAUAUCGCUUCAACACCCGCGCGAGGAUCUUAUCCGGAAGAUGAUCCAGACUCAAUCGAAGUUUAUAAGGAGCAUCAGCAACAGAAACAUGACGAGCAGCGUUCAAUCCACGGAUCACGUACUCAGGAGCAACAAUUCGCCAAUAAGUGGUGUGCAGCCAAAGUGAGUCAGCUACCGCAGAAAGGAGGCGAUAUGACCAUUCCCCUAGGGGACGCGAUGUUGCUCCACCAUCAGCAGGAACAUCAGGAACAACUACUCUCCUGUCAAUCGAAUGUCUUAAGUAGCGGAAGCGCUGAGUAUUCAUACGCUUACUGCGAACCGAUGCUGUUGCAACGUCCCAGUGGUGAUAACUCAGAGGAAAAACUACACACACCGGUGUCCACGUUGUCGUCAUCCGGUUCCUCUUAUUGUGUGCCGGUAUAUGCGCAGCGUCAACUCCAGCACCCACCAUCAUUGCCACUACUCCAGAGAUCUUUCCGUCAGCCAUCUGCUCGUAACCCAUAUCAGCACACUUACGGACCAACGCAAGAUAGUGGAGGUAGCGGCAAUAAUACCACCACAACUACAUUACAUCAUCACCACCAUCACCAUCACCAUCAUAGCAAUUACACACUACCAAAUGCAACGACAGGAUCAACCACGACGACAACGACCGGUUCGUUGCGUGCCUUAUUUUCCAAUAUUUUCCGUAAAUCCUCGUCGUCUGGGACACCUGCGACAGUUGCACAUUCAGCCCCUUUUCUGGAUAAAGGAGGCAGUGGUACUUUACAACGUAACAGUUUCGGUGACGGAUCAUCGCUGUUAGGAGCAGAGCGCCACUCAUUUACAACCUGCUAUGGGACGAAGGAAAACAUUUAUGAGGACAUUGGUUCGCAAACUGGGCUAGGUGCUCUUGGAGAAGAAUCAUUAACACUAGACCCUUCUGUAACUGGUUGUGUGGGACUGUUAGCAUCAGCUCCACCACCUCUCCCUCCUAGUGGUGCCGGUUCCCCAACAGUCCCAUUGACGGGUCUUAGUGUGGCUGCUGAGUGGCGUCAUGUACAAGUGCAACACGAACGCGUUAUCGGCGAACUCAACCUUUCGGUCGAACGAUUAAUAAUGCCAUCAUACGACGAUGAGUAUUCACAACAAAAAGAUCAGGCACAUCGCUACCAUCAAUACACGGAAACUGAAAUACGUGAUUGUAAACAAAUAACCCAGAAGACGUUCUGCCGUCCGUCUGUUGGAUUCGAUAGUGAUGUUGCUGGUAGCGGUGGAACAAAUGCAUCAGUUUCCAUUGGAGGUUUGCGAGUAGGCUCAAAACGCCUCUUUCCUGCACCAACUCCAACUUCGUCUUCGUCACCUACGCCUCAUACUCUAGGGGUGGGUUCCGAACGUCACUCUCCAACAGUUUCUUAUGGGAAGUCAUAUGGAGACGUGGAUAGUGGCAUCAGCAGCAGCAGCACUAGCGGCACUAGUUACUCCAGCAGUAUUUUAUACCGAAGCAUUACUAACUACCAGCAGCAGCAACAGCACUCAAUUGGCAAAGAAGCGAAUGUGUUUGGUAGCAGACAGCAACAUCCGCAACGUAUGAAACAUGGUUUGUUUAAUUUGCAUAUUGGAUCAGCUGGAUCACCUGCCACGAUGUUUGCCAGCGGAAACAGAGCAAGUUGCUGCCUUGGGCCGAAAGAUCAGACGGUCGAAGCGAGACCAGAAGCAUUUGGAGUUCAAGCUAGUGGAUCAACAAACGCAGCAGUGACAAAUGCUCCAGAUCCGCCGCCGCCACCGGAUAACAGCUUGCUAACAUUUGUUUGUCCUACGUCGGACGGCAGCUACGGUCCCCUGACACGCGUACCUCAUUCGUCUGUGUCGUCACACACACUCACAUCUUGCUGUUUUCUGUCAGAUCAUAAUCUGUCGGAGCGUGAAAUAGCUAUGCGCCCAUUCGCCUCCACACACACAGAUCACCAGCAACGUAAAUCACGCGCCGAUCAGUUCGGAUCAGCACGCAAUGGUAGUGGUAAUUUUUGGGCCCGUUUCCGUAAGUUGAGAUUGUCUACAGGUUCUGGUGCAAAAUUAUUUAGUGCUAUUGAUAGGAAAAUUGAUACUGAUCUUCAUUUGGAGGAUUUCACCGGGGAGUCGAUGUGGCCUGAACCGGGCUCGCGACCAGUAUGUCACCAUCAGUUGCUCCAUCCUAGUUUGCCUCCACACCGUCUAACGUUAUUACCGCUAGAUGCACACAUGCAAUGCGCUCUGCCGCCGACAGGAUCCUUAAAUGCGAAUUUACCACCAACACCUCACCAACGCACACUACUUCCUUUCGUUACUGCAGUUGAACCGGAAGGAGGAUCUGUUCAUGGGCAGGACCAUGGAGCGGGGGAUGUAAAUGAUUGUUCUAAGCUUCCUCAACAACGCUCUUGCUCUCCGUCAACGCCAUCGUCGGUUGCGUCGUCUCCAUCCUCCGGAUCGUCAUCGUCUUCGUCUGUUUCACCAUCUUCGCCAAUGUCACCGGUUUCAUCGUCUUCUGGCUCGCCUGGGGCAAAACACAGUGGCAAUGAGAACCCCUAA
Molecule: messenger RNA, 2745 nt
Organism: Anopheles marshallii
Lineage: Eukaryota; Metazoa; Arthropoda; Insecta; Diptera; Culicidae
Exons: 2
Coding region: 1-2745 (914 amino acids)
Source: RefSeq, a predicted model, not a curated record